GACGCCGUCUUGGGUCGAUUGCACUUCACAGAGACCGGGGAGGACCUCCUUGGAAGGGGGCUUGGCGUCUGGGUCUCCGAGGGCCCAGUCGCAGGCUUUCAGCUGGACGUCUUCCAAUAUGAGGCUGCUUCGACGAAGCAUGUGCAGACGGAGCCCCAUCGCUUCAGAGGAAUUGGAAAGUUUCCUGAGAAAGGAAGCUGGGUCGGAGAGUGGCACUUUCUUGCAUUCCAGCAGCCUCCUCGAGUCGUCGGCCGCUUCCAUGCACGCCGAUCCUCUCCGAACCUGGCCAUGCCCACCCUUUCCCAGAAGCCUCUCGAGGAGCUGCCCGAGAAAGCGAAGGCAAAAGUGGUAUCCAAGCUGGAGAAGCUCACGGAGCCGUUUCCCAUGCUCCACCCAUCCUGGGUUCCGCAUCACCUUGCAGGCAAGAUCGAGGAUGUGCACUACGUCCGCAAUUUUUUGGAGCCGAAGCAGGUCGAGGAGUUCGUGCGAAUCAUUGACAAGACGUGCGACUGGGAGCGAAUGCGAACACGCGACACGCAGGAGUUUGGGUCGUCGGGCCAAUGUCCUUGCGGUCGAAGUUUGAUGAGGGCGGCGCUACCAGCCUGGCAGAGCACCUUGGUGGAUGCGCUCGGAACGCUGGGAGUCUUCCACCCAGUCCUCUUUCCUGCGAACAGCGUGCCUGGGCAAGGCCCGGAGCUCAGUGGCAUCUUGCCACACUUGGACGGACCCGUGUACUUCCCACGAGCUGCCAUCAUCAGCCUCGGUUCGCAUUGCAUCUUCGACUUCUACCCACGCUUCGAGGAGGAGCAUCCGCGCGGCUUCACGUGGGAUCGAGACAAAGAGGUGCCCUCCUCGCCCGAGCUGCCAGCAGGCACAAGGCCUCAGCUGAGUCUGCUGCUUGAGCCCGGAAGUCUGCUCGUGUUCUCUGGCGAUGCCUUCGUUCGUCAUAGGCACGGCAUCAAAGCGGUGGAGGAGGACGAGAUUAGCAAGGAGGCGUGGAAGAAGAGUCUCUUUGACAAUCAGACAUUUACUGCCGCGCUGCAAUUGCAGUCCGAUCUUCUGACAGCGAGCGAAAGACGUCUCCUCGCAUGUGCAGGGCUAUUGAAGGCUGCGGGCGCAUGCAAGCGUUCAACUCAUCAAGGAAUCGCAUUCUUGUGGCUCCAAGCUAAUUCGUGCAGAAUUUGA
Messenger RNA from Symbiodinium necroappetens, 1185 nucleotides. The record is from the annotation of a GenBank genome assembly. NCBI's taxonomy places the organism in Eukaryota, Dinophyceae, Suessiales, Symbiodiniaceae.